Misgurnus anguillicaudatus (oriental weatherfish) is the source of this 3776-nucleotide messenger RNA. It is a transcript of the gene tapt1b, whose product is annotated as transmembrane anterior posterior transformation 1b. Lineage: Eukaryota; Metazoa; Chordata; Actinopteri; Cypriniformes; Cobitidae. Gene Ontology annotation, biological process: positive regulation of cilium assembly. The record is from RefSeq and is a predicted model, not a curated record. Gene Ontology annotation, cellular component: ciliary basal body; endoplasmic reticulum membrane.
UAUGCCGUGACGCGUGAAUGUUGUGUCUGAGGGGAAGAUGGCGGACUCAGUAGCGGCUGGGCUUGGAGACGAAAACGAUACAGAAAACGAGGAUAAGGAAAGAGAGAAACAUCUCGUCGGCGGUGUCAACAAGACGAAGAAACACAUCGGCGCUUCAGACGUUACAGAAACGCUGGGAUUUUACGAGAGAAAUGCGAAAAGUAAAGAAAGAAAGAGCACUGUGUCAGAUCUCUCGCUAGUGAGGUUUAUCAGUGCUGAGCUGACAAGAGGAUAUUUUUUGGAACACAAUGAGGCCAAAUACACAGAGCGGAGAGAGAGAGUCUAUACCUGCCUGCGUAUUCCCAAAGAACUGGAGAAGCUGAUGAUCUUUGGGUUUUUCCUUUGUCUGGAUGUGUUUCUGUAUGUGUUCACACUGCUGCCUCUCAGAGUAUUGUUAGCUCUGAUCAGACUGCUGACGCUGCCCUGUUGCGGCCUCAGGGCUAGUAUAUGCCCCUACUGCAAAAAGAGCAGUGGAUCUCGUAUCUUGCAGCCUGCUCAGGUAUGUGAUGUUCUCAAGGGUUUCAUCAUGAUUCUGUGUUACUUCAUGAUGCAUUACGUCGAUUAUGCCAUGAUGUACCACCUGAUCCGGGGUCAGUCUGUCAUCAAACUCUACAUCAUCUAUAACAUGUUGGAGGUGGCGGAUCGGUUGUUUUCUUCUUUUGGUCAGGAUAUUCUGGAUGCUUUGUACUGGACUGCCACAGAACCUAAAGAGAGAAAAAGAGCACAUAUAGGAGUGAUCCCACAUUUCUUUAUGGCUGUUCUCUAUGUCUUUCUGCACGCCAUUUUGAUCAUGGUCCAGGCUACCACAUUAAACGUGGCUUUCAACUCGCACAACAAGUCACUGCUCACUAUCAUGAUGUCUAAUAAUUUCGUUGAGAUCAAAGGAAGCGUAUUUAAAAAAUUUGAGAAAAACAACCUCUUUCAGAUGUCCAAUAGUGACAUUAAAGAAAGAUUUACAAACUACACCCUCCUACUGAUUGUCUGUCUUAGAAACAUGGAGCAGUUCUCCUGGAAUCCAGAUCAUCUGUGGGUGUUGUUUCCGGACGUGUGCAUGGUCAUCGCCUCAGAGAUCGCGGUGGAUGUUGUCAAACAUGCCUUCAUCACCAAGUUUAAUGACAUCACAGCAGAUGUCUACAGUGAAUACAGAGCAAGUCUAGCCUUUGAUUUGGUCAGCAGUAGACAGAAAAAUGCAUACACAGACUACAGUGACAGUGUGUCGAGGAGAAUGGGCUUUAUUCCUCUUCCUCUUGCUCUCCUGUUGAUCCGGGUGGUGACCAGUUCUGUGAAGAUCCAAGGCUCUCUGUCUAUUGUGUGUGUGGUGCUGUUUUAUCUGGGUAUGAUCACUCUAAAGGUGCUGAAUAGUAUUGUGUUGCUGGGAAAAUCCUGUAUGUAUGUGAAAGAGGCAAACAUGGAGGAGAAGUUAUUUCAGAACCCCCCUUCCGCUACACCCAGCAGAGCUUCCAGCAGGGCACAUCGAACCAAACACACACAAGAACCACCAGGUGAGCCAAUGGAGGAGGGCGUGGCUUCAUCAGUAACCACUCAGCCCACCCACAAGAUUGAAAGGCCCGCCCCUCAACUCCCCACCAGCGAAUCAGAUCAGUUCCUCACGACACCAGAUGAAUCAGAAGAAAAAAGCCUCAAUCAGGACGAAUCUGAACUGGCACACAGAGCUCCCAAAAAAGACUUGUUGGAGAUCGAUCGCUUCACUAUCUGUGGUAACCGUAUCGACUGACAUGAACACACACCCUCGAGUUCGAGAGUGAUUCCAGGUAUGCACUGAAAUGCCCGCCCUCUCUGCCAGUUGGUUUUUUCUUUGAACCUAAGCUAUUCAGAAUUGGGCAGCGAGAAACUACGGGAUAUUUAUUAAGUGUAGCAUCUAAUUUAUUUAAGACUUCGAAUCAAACACACUCAUACACAAAGAAUCACAGCAACACCAAGUUUUCAUGCUCUGAAGAUGUUUGACAUCACCAGCUUGGGUCACCUAUGGACAGGGGAGGAGAUCUUGGUCCAGUGGCCAUCGUGCAUUCCUGUCAUAAGGGUCUCGAAUGAAGAAAAUGAGAGAGAUUGUAUUAUAACGUUAUAUUCAGCUACUAGUCUGAAGAUUCCAUUCAUAAGUGAAAACAUAGAUGACAUUUUUGAGGAUUCAGAUAUGUGUGACAAAUUUAUCUGCAGGUCAGAGACGAAGGUCAAAGCUGGAGUGGAGAAGACUUUUUCCAUUCAUUUACAAUUUCUGUCUUAUACCUUCAACAUUAUGAUACUUAUUCCAAUUAUGAUUCCAGAUGUUGUGGCCAUUAAUUAUCCCUUGCUAAUUAAUAACAAAGGCUUAAAUACGCUUUCAAUUUUUCUUUUUUAAUUUAUUUAAGAGCACUGUUUGAAGGCAGGUUUUCAGAAGGUUAUAAUUUUCCAUUAUUAUUUUGUGUAAUGCUUUAAAGACCAUUGUAAGUGUGACAUGCCCAUCUAUUUACACCUUAAGAUUCGGAAUAUGGUUUAUGAGCACAUUUUAUGUUUAUUUGCAUAUGAAGGAUGCAUGUAUCUAUGCAAGCCAGUUGCAUGGAAACAAAACUAAAUAAGGUCCAGAAUCAUAACAUGUUAGUUCCCUAGUUUUCCAGCUAAAAACAUAGUUGCUAAAUUAUUUUUCCAUUUAGAGUUCUCUAUUGAUGAUAUGUACAGUAGGUGUCAGGUGUUUAACAUAAAUCAGUCCCAUAUCCAGACAAUCCAAAUUAUUGCAUUUGCCCCAAUUUGCUGUGAGUCACAGAAUUUUUACCCAAGGUUCUUAAUGUGUUACACGGAUGCAAGACUGCAUCUCGAACGUUGGGGGGGGGGGCUAAACAUUCAGGGCUAUAUUUAUUAAAAAUAUCAGUUUCUGAUUAUUUGGGGGGAAUGUCCACCUCAAUGUCUAUUGUGGUUGCGGCCCUUCACGGAUGUACCAAGUCUAGCAUAUCUAAUGAAAAAUAAUACCUUGGUGCUAGUGUUGAGAGCAGAUGCUAAACACUAUUAACAACAUUCCAGCAUGUCAAAAUCUUGACCAAAGCUAAACUGAAAAUAUAUAAACUUUUCCCAAUAUCUUUUGUGUCACAGGAUCCAUUUUUGAGUGUAUGAAUUCAAUUUUCAUAGAUUGUAUCUCUUUACACAAUGUUAUAAAUUAACAGACCACACUGUUAUAAAAAUCAUUUUCUUUUGAUGUUAUAAGGGCAUAUCAUGUAUUAGUGCUGGGUUUCAGAAUUUAAUGUUUAUUCACCAAUUUUUACAAUUUAUUUCAGUGCAUUUUUUGCCAUAAAUGAUUGAAUGUUUUUAUUAACUGGAUUCUGUUGUUACAAAGCCUUUUCAACAGGAAGCUGUGACAUUCAAUCACAGUUUAUCCAUUAAAGGGUGUUUUUCUGUGAUUAGUUUGAACUAGUUAUAGAUCAGCACAAAAAAAUUAUUUUUGCUCAAAAUAUCCAUAAUGUACAAACCAAUUCAUACUCAAAUCUGUAUAUUUUGGUAUAGUGACAUCAAUGCAUAUUAUUUUCAACUUGUGAGAUUGUUUUCUUCUCCCCUAUGACUGUUGUCGUAUUAGUCUGUUAUCACUGUGUGUUCAUUACUUCUGAGCAUCAAAGGUUUUUACAAAUUCAUGUUUUCUGUAGAAACUGAGAAGGAAUGACGAUGUUAUAUCCCUUAAAUGGGAUGUUUCAGAGACAGAUCUGUGGAGAGGAAUCGGGCAUUGUGUAAAUAAAUUUUUUUGUUGUUUUGUAUAA